Molecule: messenger RNA, 3680 nt
Organism: Tachyglossus aculeatus (Australian echidna)
Lineage: Eukaryota; Metazoa; Chordata; Mammalia; Monotremata; Tachyglossidae
Gene: CABLES1
Product: Cdk5 and Abl enzyme substrate 1
Exons: 9
Coding region: 149-1057 (302 amino acids)
Biological process (GO): regulation of cell cycle; nervous system development
Cellular component (GO): cytosol
Source: RefSeq, a predicted model, not a curated record
GGUGGAGAGCCUUGAAGCCAGUCAUGAGGAAUUUCUGCUUGCCGGACAGCGGGAAGGCAGUGGAGGGAUUUGAGGAGAGGGCAGGUGCCGGACCCUGUCAGGUUCUCCCAGACCGAAGAACUUCAAGAAGGUCCAUUUUAUCAAGAGCAUGCGGCAGCACGACACCAGAAACGGCAGAAUAGUCCUUAUCAGUGGCAGAAGAUCCUUCUGUAGUAUAUUUUCAGUGCUGCCGUACCGAGACUGUACCCAAGUCGGGGACGUGAAACUGGACGGAGGGAGGCAGUCCACGGGAGCAGGGAGCUUAAGAGAGAUCAUUGGUUUGGAAGGUGUGGAACUAGGAGCCGUUGGGAAGACUGUGUCUUACACCCAGUUUCUGUUUCCCACCAAUGCCUUUGGAGCUCGGAGAAACACCAUAGACUCCACCUCUUCCUUCUCCCAGCUGCGCCACGCCAGCCACCGCAGCCUGUGCGUAGGCGUCCAGGGGAGCACCGACACAGGCAGUGACCUCGGGGACUUCCUUGACUAUGACCCGGAUCUUCUAGAUGACCCCCAGUGGCCUUGCGGGAAGCACAAGCGGGUUUUAAUAUUCCCGUCAUACAUGACCACGGUGAUCGACUACGUGAAGCCAUCCGACCUCAAGAAAGACAUGAACGAGACCUUCAAGGAGAAGUUUCCUCACAUCAAGCUAACCCUGAGCAAAAUAAGGAGCCUGAAGCGAGAGAUGCGGAAACUGGCCCAGGAGGAGUGCGGCUUCGAGGAGCCCACCGUCGCCAUGGCCUUCGUGUACUUCGAGAAACUGGCCCUCAAAGGGAAGCUGAACAAGCAGAACCGCAAGUUGUGCGCGGGAGCCUGCGUGCUGCUGGCGGCCAAGAUCGGGAGCGACCUCAAGAAGCACGAAGUCAAGCAUCUGAUCGACAAACUGGAAGAGAAGUUCCGGCUGAACCGGCGGGAGCUGAUCGCCUUCGAAUUCCCCGUCCUAGUGGCCUUGGAGUUUGCGCUUCACCUGCCCGAUUACGAGGUGCUCCCGCACUACAGACGUCUGAUCCACCACUCAUAGCCCGGGCUGCCCUUCCCGGGCCGGGGCCGGGGCCGGGGCCGGGAGGGGGACCCACGGCUGCUCCUGGAAACGCGGAAACAGACUCGCUUCCCGUUUCCACGAGAGCAUUGCCCUUGGCAGCCGACCUGGCGGGGCGGCCAGGAACUUUCAGCUGCAGGAACUGCCGGGCAGUUAGCCAUUCCAAGCGGGGAGACCAAGUCCGAUCUGGAGUGACCAAUGCAGCCCUCCUCGGCACCGUAAGAUCCAGGAUCGAUCGUGGCAUCCUCUCCCUGCUCGGAGAGAGGGCCCUUCUGAAGUAGGGGUCAAGCCGAGGAGAGCCAUCGUCAGGGGGGCCAAAGGGCAGGCCCUCGCUCUUGGGGAUCCUGGUUCCCCCGGGGGUGAGGCCAGUACGGGCGGAGGGAGGUGAUGGGAGGGACGGCCCAGAGCGGGAAGCCCCGCUCCAGCUCCCUACCGGGAACAGGAGGAUCUUUCUGGGAUUCUCCCUAGCCUAAGGACCACCCCGGGUAGCGACGGUCCAAGGGUUCCUGGGGAACCCUCUGGCAAUCCCCGGGAUGGCUGAGUCCCUUUUGGAAAAUGACCCCCCUCCCAGUCCCGCACCCAUAAACUCAGGAUCGUCCCCGGGCCGGGUGGUUGCCCUUAUGGCGGGUGGUCGGGCUGACGAGGUGGGAUUGGAGGGUGGGAUUCCCUGGCAUCUUUUCCUCGUUUCAAGGUCCACCUCAUGCAAAGUUUCCACUGGGCACUUUCCCCACUGGUGGGGAGCCAGUUCCGGGUGGCCCCUGAAGCGUCGUGAUUCCGUGCUCUAUGUUAGAGUGCGAAAGGAACUCUUUGAAGUGGGCGAUAGGUCAGUCAAAGGGUUGUUUUGCAGAAACAUCGGUAGGAAUGAGACUUCUACCCGGGGUUCCUGGGCAGAGACGAACGGCACCGAAAGGUCGAAGUUGAGUUUGGGAAAAGAGUAGCCCCGUCUUUCCCUAAGCGACCCGGGGUCUGAGGCCGUCUUGGAGCCCAAGGGGUCAGAAAAACUGGAACCAGGCCCUCUGACCCUGUCAGCAUCAAGAGCUGCAGGAACCAGUGGGGCUAGGGAAGGACAUUCGAAGGAGUUUAACGUCUACCUGAUGCAUGGUAUUCGGAAUGGACAUAGGUCCAAAGCCUCCUUCCUUGCUAAACCGGACACAUCCUCACCUAAUUUUGAAAGUCCAGAUACCGGGAUAGACAGUUAGGCUUGCCCAGUUUAGUCAGGGGUAGUGGGGGUAGGGGGUGCCAUUGUCUGGUUGACUGUCCCGUCCCCUCUGCCCCAGGAGUCCAGUUGCAGAUGUUCAGAUGAGCCUGAGGGUGGGCCAGACUGGUUUCCAGUGGAGGGUUGGAACUGGAUCCUAAGGCGCAGGACAGGGCUCGCUCUUACUUCCCAGUUUUACUGAGUCCUGUCCACAUCCUCUUCUCCCCACCCCUAACCCUCCUACCCUCUGGACUCAGGAACAGAGCAAGCAGAGUACUUGCUGCUUGCUCCACACAACCCGAGUCAAGUUCAGCCCUGCUCAAACUUCUAGCCGCCUCUCCGCCUGGUCUGUGGGUGGGGUGAACAGGGAAAGGCCUCAGAGGCCUGUGUCCGGCACGGAGACGUUCCCCUUUCCCAAGAUCGGACAGAUAGAGAAGAUGCCAGAGACGUGGAGCAGCCCCUACGAGAAACUGCCCCCUCCUCACCCCCCCAAACAUACACGCACACUGCAGUGGCUACUUUGGCGGGGGAGAAAAGGGCUUUCAGAAAGAGGCCUGAGGCUCCGUUUCUGCACCGGGGACCUGAUUUCAGUCUCUCAGUCAGAGCACCUGGUGUCACCUCCGCCCCAUCUCCCCACCCCGAUUGGGGCCCAGGUUAAAGGCAUUCUGGGAGAGGAGGGGAUGUGUUUGCCUUUGGGGGACAUUUUAUAUCGGUCACUGGUUGAAGAGCCGUUCUGCAUUUUCAACCCUCCAUUUUAUCCUGUGGGGCCGGGGCAGUGAAGUGCUCAGGCGCUUAGAGAAAGAAAAAGAUGGCAAGGUGCACCCUGUCCGGAGGGGCCGAGGGCAGGAGAGGAAGGGGCUGGCGGAGGCUGGCCGGGAUCUAGCCCGAGAGCCGCUUCCCCCUCCGCUGAGCCCAAGGGCUUGCGCCUUCCUGCCCCACCAUCUGACUUCCAAGAAGGUAGCAGCUCAAGGAAGAAGUUGUGGGGUUCACUUAGGAAGCUAACGAAGCCAUAUUGCUCAGCUGGUAGCCCUUGAGAGGGCUUGCCUGCCAGCUGCAGGCCGUCGGGCUGCUCCACACCACUCCCUGCGCUCCUGGAGGCAGGGGAGACCCCAAAGGAACUGGGCAACCUGUCACAUCCAUCUCUGCCCGAACCUCAGGAAUCGCAAGGCCCUUCACCCGGCCCGGACCCUGGGACCGAGCCAGAGACCGGACAGUUUCCUGCCUCUCCCCAUCCUGGUAAGACCUCGUGCUGCUGGGCACGAGCGAGGUGUCACGGUGACUUUUACGUCCUCUUCCUCUCCUCUGCAUCGUUCAUUUUGUACCUUAAGCUGUACUUGACUGAUCUUUGGGGGGUUUGAGGUGGUUUUCUCUCCCCACCUCAACCGGAAAUAAAAAAACUGUUUGAUGCUA